Molecule: messenger RNA, 3300 nt
Organism: Peronospora matthiolae
Lineage: Eukaryota; Oomycota; Peronosporomycetes; Peronosporales; Peronosporaceae
Source: the annotation of a GenBank genome assembly
AUGAGGAACGUGGAUGGGAUGCUCGAGUCAAAGGAAAAGGGAAGUCAAGUAGUUGACUUGCAUAGCUACCGUGACACCGAAAACCAAACACGCACUUCAAGAAGAGGUCGCGUGUUUGCUCUUUUUAAAUUAAGCGCUUUUCUUGCCCGACAGAAGAAGAAGAAAAAACCUCGCCGCCUCGACCAUCAUCUAUCUUCCCUUCCUCGCUUGUACAACUCGUACGACCAAUCCACCCACCCCCCCUCUCAACUCGCAACUCCGCAACCACCGGUCCCAAUCCGACACUCCCAAACCACCCCAAUAAACAAGCGACGACGAGUGAUCGAGCUUCCACACAAUCAUCAAACUUCCCUUCUUUUUUUGCCCUUUCACUCCUCCAAUCCCCUAUCUCAGUACACUGCGAAACGUCACAAACGACUGGCCAGCAGCCGUCGUCCAUCCGCUCUCCGUCGUCUCGAUGGCGCUCCACACGACCACGAAGCCGCGCGCGUCCAGCGCCAAGACCAAGAUUCAAGACCAAGCGCAAGACCAAGAGUCAGCUACCAGCGCCUCCGUGUCGUCGCUCGUUCCAGCAGCUCCCGCGGCCACAACCCGUUCGACCAGCGCUGCAACAAUGCGACACCCAAGUACGAAGUCCUCGGCCGUCGCGUGAAAGGCGCGAGUCGCAACGUCGCGGCCGCUCGAGCCGCAGCCGAGCAGAAGCGACGCAAGACGUUGGGCGUCGAGUUUCGAGCGCGGAAGAAGAGCAACGUGUUCAAGGACAAGCGAUUGGGCGAGCAGGACCCGACGCUGUCGCUGGAGGACAAGAUGAUGGCGCGUUUCCAGACGGAGCGCAAGCGGCAGAUGCGACACGCAGGAGCGUUCGCACUGCACGAUUCGGACCAGGAAGGAGGAGGAGGAGGAGAAGAAGAAGAGGAAGAGAAGAGGCGGUAUGGCGGACUGGUUCUGACGCACAGAGGGGCUCGGAUUACGGACGGAGAGGAGGAGGAGGAGGAGGUUGGACAGGGUGGGAGGGACGUUAGUGAAGACGAUCGGAGUAAGACGGAAGAGGACUGGAAGAUGGAUCGAGAGAUUGUUGAUACGCUUCACUUUGGUGGAGGAGGAGCUGCUGCAUCUGCUGUGGAGGAAGGAGGGAGUACGCUUGGCGUGCGGAAGACGCAUAAGGAGGUGAUGCAGGAGGUGAUGAUGAAGGCCAAGUUGUACAAGGCCGAGCGGCAGAAGAACAAGAGCGCGCAAGAAGAAGCGACGGACCAGCUGGAUGCGGGGUUUGCAGGUCUCCGCGAUCUGCUCGAGUUCCGUCCUACUCGUGCGAACGGCAAGGAAGUGCAGUCGAAAGCACCGAUGGACGAGUUUGACACGUUGACGCGGGAGUUUGCGUUUGAAGCGAAAGUCAAGGCGACGGAACGGCGGAUGUCGCCGGAAGAAGCAGCGGCGAAGGACCGGGAUCGGCUGAAGGAGUUGGAGAAGAAACGCGUGGCGCGUAUGCAUGGUGCAGAUGGGGACGAUAGUGAUGAUGGAGGUGGCGAGCGUGGUGGGACACGGAAGGGGAGGAAAGGCAAGAAGAAGGACAAGAGAGACAAGACGUCGGAAGCGAUUGUGGUGCCCCCGACAGAUGACGAUUUGAUGGACGACUAUGUUGUUGAUGACCGUUUUGCUCAUGGAGAUGAGGAUGGAGAGGAAGAUGUGGAGGCAGGAGAUGAGGACCACGACAUGGACGACGAGAGUGACGAGGUGGACUCUGAAGAGGAGUCGGAGGAAGAGUUGGUGGAUGAUGAAGGCAGAGCUUCCGAUGAAAAGGGCAAGGCAGAUGGUGUUGAGAAAGCAGUUGACUUGGAUGAAGAUGAAGAGGUUGACGGCAGUGACGAUGAGCUGCAGAAGCGACUGGACGACGCUGAAGAAGCGGCUCAGGAGCUUCCGUUUGUGUUUACAUGCCCCGAAUCUCCCGACGAGCUAGUGGCGCUUUUCAAGCAGCAUGCACGCAAUUCGCCUUUGAAGCGAGGACUGAUCCUGGAACGCAUUGUGACGUACUACAAUCCGCGAUUGAGCGUGGAGAACAAGACCAAGAUGAAGACGUUCUUUGCCGUGAUGGCGCGUCAGUUCCUGGUCUUUGCAGCUCGGUAUGCUGCCCACAAGCAAGACCUGGACUCGCUAGCAAAGUCCAUGUACACCUUGGCGCAGCAAAUGGGCGACACGGCCGGUAUCGUCGCUCGAGAACUACUCGCGCAGCUUUACAAGCGCUUGCACAAACGCACGUCAACCUGUGCAUGGCCUUCGCUGCCCGAGCUGCUUUUGUUCAAAGCAUUGACAAGCAUUUUCCCCACGUCGGACUUGCGACACAAUGUGAUUUCGCCCAUGGAGACGCUGCUUGGCUCUAGUUUGGCUCGAGGCACGAUCGAGUGCCCGCAAGAGGCUGUUCAAGCGCUGUUUGCCGCGUCAUUGUCCCUCGACAUGACGCGGUCGAAAGUGCGGUUUAUGCCGGAACUUGUCACGUUCCUCACGCGUCAUCUUCGUGCGUUUGUGGUCCCAAGUACAGAGACGUCAAGUGGACACGACACGCAACAGGAGACAAGUCACUGGUUACGUCGAGACUUAUUCGAGCGUGGUCCCGUCUCCACUUGUGCAGCUACAAAGGACAAGAACGCGCCAAUAGUGUCCCGUCUGUCACUCUCAAGUUCAAGUUCAAGUGGCAGUAGUCAAGUCUUGACUUCGCUCUUGGUGCUACUUCAAGUGGCUUCGGCUCAGUAUGCGCAGCUGCCGUCUUUUGACGAGCUCUUUUACCCGCUGUACCUGCUACUUCACGCUUUGGCCAAACAGCUGGAGACGGCGAAAGGGCUCGGACGUGAGGUUUUAUCGUCGAAAGUGCAUACGGCGAUUUCACUGGCGCACAGUCGUUUGGCUGCUUGUUGGCAGCAGCGCGAACCGCUGCGACUUCAGCGGUUUGCUCCAACGGGGUUGCCCACGUUUGCCCCGCAUUUCGACGAGAAUUACACGGUGCGAAAGGACAAAAUGGCACCGAAAGACACGGCGCAGCUCAAGCAACUGCAACGGCAAGUGAAGCGAGCGAGGAAAGGCGCAGCUCGUGAAUUGCGACGUGAUGCCGAGUUUUUACACCGAGAGAAGCAGAAGGAAGAGCAGACGCGAGUUGAAGCGAAAGCCGAGAAGCAAAAGGAGAUUCGACGCUGGCUGGACGAGCAGAAUGCGACAUUUAACCAACAAGUACGGAAAGGAGGCAAUAUGCUUAAAGGAGGAGGGUCGGCUCGAGGUCCCGCCCCUCGAGCACGGGCUCUAUCGAGGCAGUAA